GGGUUUUAUUUGCGCGAUGCCAAGGUCGGUGGCAAACAACAACAAAGCGGAAUAAACGGUACGAUUAUUGAUUUUUCCACUGCAAGGCGGAUGCUAAAAUGCAUUCCGAUAGUGUUUACCGGCUCGUUGACCAGCUGGUCGAAUCGAUUGGCCAACAGUGUUGCGGCCGGAUCGACGCAAAGACGGUGAAAAAGUGUAAAUCACGAGCAUUUGGAAUACUGCUCGGGAAGCCCGAAGUUACCCUUGGUGUUGGUGCCGUGGCGGAAUGUACCGCUGCAGCUGAUGAUCCACUGGCAAUGCUGGAAUGCCAUUACUUCGAGAUGCAAAUGACGUCACGCUACAAGUAUCAGCUGGAGCGCUGUGAACGAUUCGAACGGUUGUUGGAUCAAAUCCGGCGCUUCGAAACCGACGACGGUCCGGUGCUGGUCGAUCCGGAGCGUGCCGUGUUGCAGUUUUUACUGUCACUGAAAAAUUCCACCACCGAUUGCAGCGAGGUCCUUGCAGAGUCACCGUUUUUCGGCCACAGUAAGAUGCCGGCCGCACGGUACGGUCCCUACCCGAUCUUCCAGCCCGAGGACUUCCGGAUAGACGAGCGGUUGCUUACGGCGUGCUACGAUGAGAAGACAAAUCCGUACCUGUUUCGUGCAACUCACCACGUAUUUACCACAAACAUUGCCAACAUAAUGGCAAGCGAAGCUGUUCGUCAGGAUCCGCUUCCGGUUGAGUGUUCCUAUUUUAGCGACCGAAUGGCUAGCUUGGGUCACUAUCAGGGCCCGUUCCGAUACAAUCUUUUGAGGGCAAUCCGACAAGCAACGAGCGAGCCGUAUGAGCAGCUGCCAAAUAAUGAAAUUGUUCGUGCCGUUAAACCCAUAAAACAGUCACAGGAAGAAGCGUUAAUUUUCGGCAUGAACUGGGAGAACCUUGGUCAACGCUACAUACCGGUGGAGAAACCAUUUGCUUCCGAAUGUCCGGGCGCAUUGUUUCGGUACAAUGCUGCCCAUGAAAACGAGCUGGGACACAAGCUUCCGGAGAUUAGGAUCGUCCCACGGUUAAGUUUCAUACGCGAUGUAAAAUUUCUCAUCACCGGUGUCAGUUCGAGCCUGUUUCAGUUCGAUGAGAGCAAUCGUUUCCGAGCGCUUCCCAACAUUACCAUCGAGGAUGUAAAAAUCGAAUCGAUCCAAUCGUUCGUCGAUCAAGCGCUGGUGAUCGGUACCUGCUUCCGGCGGUUGCUGAUGAUGACGCGCAAAAAUCCCUACACGCUCGAGCUCAUCAUGGAAGGGUUCGUGUUUAGGGCGUUCUGCGAAAGUGUGGAGAACUUCCUGUGCUGCUAUCGGGUGCUCGUGUACAGCUAUAAGGGCGAAUCGUUGCUUCAGCUGCUGCAAAUGCUUUCCCCGGCAAACGAACAGUUGCUUUCGAUGGCUAAGCUGUGCAGUUUGCAUCCGGGCAAUGAAAGUGAUCGUGAGUUUCCGACCGGUUCGAUGCUGCUCGAUCAUUUGUACCGUGAGCUGAUACAGGUUACGCAGCCGAGCGUGAGCGUCUUCCUGCUGUCGACGUUGAGACGCUGCUGUCUGGAGUAUUUUGCUAUCUUCCAGCGGUGGUUGUUUCAGGGCCAGUUGCACGACCCUUCCGGCGAGCUGUUUGUAUUCUUUGUCGAUCACUAUCGCACGAAUACGAAGCAUUUCUUCGACAAGGCUUACUUCAUCCGGCGGAAGAGUGUGCCCGGUUUUCUCAAAGGGUACGAUGAGGACAUUCUGCUGUGUGGGAAGUACGUUAUGCUGCUGAGAGCUUUCCGGCCGUUGCAUCCUUUAUUCACCCUUCGCCAUCCGGAGCUGAACGUUUGCCUAUCGUUCGAUGAAGUAUCAAAGCUACGCUCCAAAUGGUUGCGGUACGUCGCGAAAGCACGCCAGCUCUGCGGACCGACCGUAUCCGUGCGUGAGCUGUACGAAACCAAACAAAGCGAGCGGGUUGAGUUUUAUCGCAUUGUGGAGGAAAACUUCCGCACCUACAUGGAGCAAUGGCGUGUGGAGCAGGAAACGGAAGCGCAGGAACAGAAGCGACGCAAGAAGAAGCAGAUGGAAGAUUUGCUCGACCAGCUGAACGAGAUACGGGAAAACAAACUGAUGGCGAAGAGGCAAGAACUGCAAGAGGAGCUACAGCUCGAGCAGGUUCGUCUCGAGAUGGAAAAUAGGCAACUGUUGCGGGAAAAUCUAGAGCUUACGGAUCGUGUAAAGAAGUACACGGCGUUAAACACAAUGAUGGACGCGAAGCUGGAUGGACUGCAGGCUGCGACGGUCGAGCUGAGCAUCGUGCCGGUCGUUACGAUUACGACGGACGGUACGGACGGUGAGGCGGUGAGCGAGGAUCCACCGUUUCAGAGCUGUCGUGAGAGUAGGGCCAGCACGGCAAGCGUUUCCAUCUACGAGGACGCUCAGAAAUCGCCGUCGCUGAGUGUGGACUCUUCGCCGUAUGGGGCGGACAGUACGGCGAGUAGCUGCAGCUCUGCGGCUAAGGCAGAUCUUUCCACCUCCGGUGCGGAAGAUCUCGACUGUACGGUGAUCGAAGGCCCAAUCGUUCCAACACUCGACCCUGCAGCGCUGGAAAGUGAUCGUCUCAACUGCAAUCUUCCGGCGGAAGAUACCGCGACGCGUGAAGGUGAACGAAACCGAGCGAAAGUGUUGGGAUCGACGGUGGGUGUGUUCCAGAAUGAAGAUCAUGCCAAUGCAAACGUGGAGCAGCUUGUGGUAGCUACCGCCAGUGCGGGACUACGAAAGCUAACGGAAGCACAGCGUAAUAAGCUAAAAAUACUCUCGCAGGAGUUCGAAAUCGCUCCACCGGACGAUGCAACCGGAAGGAUCGACAUGAAUUGCAAUCGAUUGGCGGAGCGUCGCAAAAAUCGAGACCGUAUCCUGAUAAGCGAUUACACAACGCGCGAACAGGAGAGCACUGGUCCGACGUACGCACAAACAACGGCACAGGAGCUUACGGAGCUGCAAAAAAAUCGUCGAAAGAUUAUGAGCCAAGAGUACAAUCUGCUCACGGAUUAUGCCGUUCCGGAUGGAACUACCAGACGCGAUCCGAACGGGAAGCCCACAAUGUACCUAAAUCUCGAUUCGGAUCGUGCUAGAAAUCGGCGACGAAUAUUAGAAUCGGAGUUCGAUAUUGCGACUGGGGUGGAAAACUUUCCUGCCUCACCAAUGUCGGUCGAUAGUGACACGGUAGAUGAGUCAACGAGUCCUUCGGUAGCACCGGCGGCCAUGAUUGGUGGAGAGAGUGAACUGGCGAAGGAUGUUAACGCGAACCCUGUCACACAAAGGGCUUCAGGCGGUUUGAAGCUGGAUGUGCUAGCAGCGGCUGAUGCGGCGGAAAGAUUCGCUAUCGAUAGACGGUUUGGUAUUCCCGAUACGGCAGCACUGGCACUGGAAACCCCGGCCAGUGCGAUGAAAGCAACCGGAGAAGCAGAGGACGGGAUCGAUGGUGGGUUUGAUUUUACCCGUGCGAAAGCGCUGGAACGAAGGGAAGGAUCGAGCGCUUGCCACAGUCUAGCUCCGGUCGAGGUGAAGGACACGGACGGGGAGGAAGAGGAUGAACUUUAUCGAGAGUUUGUGCUGGCGAUGAAGAAGCAGUGUGAAAACUUCUGUCGGCUAGCAAUUCCACCGUCCGGCAGCUCGGACGAUACCGAACCGGAGGACGAAACCGCUUCGAAAGCACUGGAAAAGGAGCUUAACAGCGUGGACGUUCUUACCAUAACGCGCUUCCUACAGUACUCGUUGGUGAUUCCGCUGAAAGCUCACAUGGAGAUCGUGAACAACGAGAUACUGAAGAUGUAUCUGUACGAUCUGGACAUAUUGGGGCAUUUCGAAAGUCUCCGCAACUACUUCCUGCUGAUGGAUGGCGAAUUUUCAACCCACAUCUGUGACAACCUUUUCAACCGGCUGGAAACGGUACGAACGCCGGAAGAGAUGCUUAACUAUCAAACGCUUCACUCGAUCCUGGAUGGUGCGCUGUACUCGAGCAAUGCCGGUACCGAUCCGAACGCCAACCGGCUGUCCUUCAUCGUGUGCCAAGUGCCGGAAAAGUUUGACCUAUACUCGCCCAACGUGUUUAGCAUGCUGAACCUUAGCUAUCGCGUCGAGUGGCCCCUGAAUCUGAUCUUCACCCUGGAAACGAUCGAGCAGUACACGAACGUGUUUAAGUAUCUGGUAAAGGUGCGGCGGGUUAGCUACGUGCUGGAGGAUUCGUUCCAGCUGCUGAAGGAAGCUAGCAAACGGUUGGGUAAACCUUUGCUGCAUUCUCCGCAGUACGCGCGGGUGCAGCUGAUACGCCACAAACUGUCCCACCUGGUGAACGCCCUGAAGAACUACAUCACCAGCAGUGUGCUGCACGCAUCCUGGGAAGCAUUCCGUGAGGAUCUGCAGGAUUCAACCGAAACGAUGGAAGACCUGUUCCGCAAGCAUCGGACCUACCUGAAGCGAGUCAUUUUUCUCUGCCUCCUCAACAAGCGGAGCAUUGAGUUUUACAACAAUAUCGAGCAAAUCUUUCGCGUUGUGCUUCGGUUCUAUCGGCAUCUGCGUUCGAAGGAGUGGCGACGGCAGGAACCGGCCCAGCAGGGAGCGGUCGGAGGGAGCGGCAGCCAGUACUAUGUGCAUCCACGCUACCGCCAGAUACUGGACGAUGAGGUGGACUUUGAGAAGCUGAUCAAGUACACCAUCUUCCUCGGGAACAAGAUGUACGAUCACGGGUAUCAGAAGGAAAUAUCGGAGUUUCUGCACGUCAUCAACAUUAACGGCUAUUACGAUGAUGUGAAGCCGGUUGUUAGCUAAUUGUGUAAUGGGUAACCUUCCUGAGUGUGUCAAAGGAGAGAUCUGCUAGGUUGUAUUUAGAUAAACACAAAAAUGGCAUGUAAAUAUGAAACUAUCAUCUUCCAGCAUUCAUUCAGGCGCAGGAAAACAAGAUGGGAUCUGUUGUUUGUUUUAGGAUAAAUUAUGUUAAUGUUCGUAACAUUUUAGUAUUUAUAUACACGGAAAUAAACUAAGUGUUUAAAAACUUCUUA
Molecule: messenger RNA, 5050 nt
Organism: Anopheles stephensi (Asian malaria mosquito)
Lineage: Eukaryota; Metazoa; Arthropoda; Insecta; Diptera; Culicidae
Gene: Grip163
Product: gamma-tubulin complex component 6
Exons: 4
Coding region: 99-4820 (1573 amino acids)
Biological process (GO): meiotic cell cycle; spindle assembly; mitotic cell cycle
Cellular component (GO): equatorial microtubule organizing center; spindle pole; centrosome
Molecular function (GO): gamma-tubulin binding; microtubule minus-end binding
Source: RefSeq, a predicted model, not a curated record